Saccostrea cuccullata (small rock oyster) is the source of this 2547-nucleotide messenger RNA. Its product is annotated as apoptosis regulatory protein Siva-like. Gene Ontology annotation, biological process: extrinsic apoptotic signaling pathway. The coding region runs from base 59 to 631 and encodes 190 amino acids. The transcript is spliced from 4 exons. Gene Ontology annotation, molecular function: CD27 receptor binding. Lineage: Eukaryota; Metazoa; Mollusca; Bivalvia; Ostreida; Ostreidae. The record is from RefSeq and is a predicted model, not a curated record.
AUACCGGAAACGCUACUUUACCCCGCGAAACUGUCCACAAGUAAACAAAGACAAGAAAAUGCCCAAAAGAAGAAACCCGUUUGGUGAAGGAUCACCCCUUCAGCUAAAAUCUCACAUUGGCAAUAAGGAAUUAAACGCUGGAGUUAGCGGAGAGCAGAAUCUUAAAGCUGUGUAUGAGAGGACAAAAAAUAUGCUUUUCAAUGGGGUUCAGACAUUGUACCAUUCUGACACAGUGACCGCUGAUGCCAAUUGUAAUCUGCCAUUUAUCACCAACUACAAUACAAUGGAUGCCACAUCCCAGGUUCCUGGUCAGCUGGUUAUAGACCAUGAGGGUCAACUGACCGUUCCAUCAGCAUUGAAUAGGGCCCAAAAUGAAGACAUGGAAACCAGCCAGCCAACAGCAUUUGGACUAAACAACAGUUCCGGUACAUUUGAUUUUUCAAAGGGUAAAAAGCCAGUAGAAAGAAGGCGGCUUCCCUCAGAUGAACGAUGUAACUUCUGUGAGAAAGCUCUGAGUAAUGAGCAGUCCUUACAGUGCUGUAACUGUCAGAGAAACUUCUGUCAGCUUUGUUCUGUCCUAAAUUAUGAUGAAAGUUUUGAGAGAGUUUUCUGCUUGGGAUGUUCAGCAUAGAUAGAGGCUUCUCUGGAUGGCUUUACAUGAAUUCCAUUAGACCUCAGUACUCCAUUGAUCUUCCAAGUUUUACAAUAUGCAGAAUUUAUACUGAUGCAACAAUGUUACAGUUUUCUACACAAUAAUUUGACAAUGUAGAAAGACCCCUCAAUAUAACAGUAACUCACUGUUUGGCGUGACUCAACUCGUUGAAUUGUGUAUCAAGUGACGCAUCGAUGGAAAAGCAAACGUUGAAAUUACAUUUGUACUUGAAAGGAUUGUAUAUUAUUUUUGAAUAAGAAGUACAUGUAUGCAUACCUGUAUACAUGUUGUGUGUUUUCUUGAUGAAAAAUUUUUCUUGAAAAACAGCAGUGCGUUGUGCCAUGCAACAGUAGUUGUCAGUGACUUUUUUCUGUUAGUUUUUUUGCUGGAUUUGUGAGAAAUCUGGAGAAGCUGAUCUUCAGUUAGACCUUAUUCUUUUAAAAUGAAGAUUUUGCUUUCAUUCUUUGAAUCAUUUUGCUAUUAUUGUAAAAGUGAAUAUUUAUAUGUGGAUAAAAUUUUGUAGUUCCAUUGAACAACAUUUUAUUACGGAGGUUAUGCUUGUGAAUUGAAUUUGCAAAAUAUAAGUUGGUUUGUAUAAUAGUAUGAAAGGAUUCAAGUGAUGGUAAAUUUUGGAACCUUACUAAUUGCAGAAUUUGCCUAAAAAUUCGCCAUACAAAUAUUUACAGUAAGACAUAUGACAAGAUUGCUUUGCAUUACAAGGGAUUUCCAUUGGAGUUUUACCAUGUAUUUCAUAAGUUUUGGUUGUAUUUACAAGUAAUUUGUAAAAUUGUUAGCUGAAGAAUUCUGUCAUGUACACUUGCCUUUACAAGUAAAAAUAAAAAGUGCUAACAUUAACCCAUGUAGACCUGUUCCCAGUACUGAGCAACUAAUAACCAAACUAUCAAAAAAUGACUUUUAUAGGUACAGUUCAUCACCACAGUCAAAAAAGCUUUAAUAUUAAUUGUAUAAAAUUUAUUUUAUUUUAUGUAAUUAUUGCCUAGAAAACAAAGUGAGACAUCCACGGCUUUAAGUUUUACAAGAGAAUCAUCAUAAUACCCACUGUGUUAGCUAGUGCUACUGUUUGUUUAUUUAAAUCGAUUCAAUUAUGUAUAUAUUUUUUCAAUAAAUUGUUUAUAUAUUUUGUAGAAUUUAUUAUGCAGAGUGUAAUUUAACUUUAAAAAUUAUGCAAAAUGUGCAGCCUUUUUUUUUUUUUGAUAGUAUAAUUGAGGAAUGCAAAAGUCAUGUUAAAUAUUUUUAAGAUUUUAUUGUACAUGUACAGUAUAUUUUGAAUUGAUUAUACAUGUCAUUGUGUAUCUAUAAAAGUAGAUCGAUUUGUCAUAUUUAGAAUAAUUAUACAUGCUCUUCUGUAUAAAUCACAUCGUAUAAUCAUUUUAUUAUACGAUUAUGGUAACUAUUACUGAAUUUGUACUAUGUAGCAGUGCUGUAGAAGGUGUGUUGUGAAAAUAAUGGAGGGUUAGUAAUAAUCAGACUUUACAUUCAUACAUGUCGGAUAUAAAUACAGAGAGGACUUAUAUAGGCAGUGGCUGCUGUCCAAUCCUGUUAUGUUUGUUCAUAAUAAAAUAUUGUUUAAAUUAAAUACUGUUAAGAAAUCUUUGUAUUAAAGCUAUCUAUAAUUUUUGAAUUUAUGUGCAAUGACUUGUUUGUAACUCUUUAUUGAUACGGCACUUUAAAGUAUCUUAAUUACAAUAAUGUAUGAAGCUCUUAGAGAAAUGCCAAAUUCUGACUUCCUAAAGCAAUUAACAUUGUAGGCUGCAUAGGCUUGUUUAACUCUGUUUGAUAUCCUCCUUUUCUGUUGACCGAUGUUUCUCACAUUUGUAUUAAACAUUUCUACUAGAGAAAAAACACAUUUGAAAUAAAAAUAGCCAAAAACUGAA